AUGUUAGUGACGUUUGAGGUUGGAUCAACCAAUAAUUCCCAAGUACUACUGAGUCUCGCUGCUCGAGUGUUAUUGCUUUUGACAAUCUUCUUCUUUCUAUCACUAAGUAUUGUAUCCGGACGUGUCCUGUCUCAUCAAUACGUACUUCAAUGUAAACGUCUACCUUACACUCUUUCUUUGGCUUCUCCAAUUGAGACUCUUGAAGGAGUCACCCCAGCAGAUAAAAUACCCUAUUCUUCUGUACCUGAAGCUCCUGUUGCUUCUGUGAAUGUCGUAGGCGGCUCUGAGUCCGCUUUGAUGGAAGAAGAGGGAGCAGCAGCAGCUUCUACUGGCUUUGAAAUGAGACAGAGAUUCUUUCUCUUGCUCUUUAUGGCAUCAACACUUCGUGUCUGUUCUCUGGUCACAGAAGUGGUGAUGUUGGAGACAAUGACAGCUCUUCCGUCAACAUCCGUAUAUUGCAGACUAUUGGCACUGUUCCUGUGGCUACCGUCCAUGUUGUUUGCAUCCAUGAACAGCCUCGUGCUGCUCUUUUGGGCACAGCUGUGCUAUGCCUGUUGGGGCAAAGCAUAUCCAUGGCCAAGAAGAGUCUUUUUUCUGUUUAAUCUGCUCCUCUAUGUUGGCUUUGUGCUGCUGUGUGGGUUGACGACCACAUCAGCGGGACUUUGGAAAGGCUGUGACUUGUUGCAAGGAUGUGUCUACUUUGUGGGACUAUUUGUGAUCCUGUAUUAUAGCAUCCAGCUCAUUAAUUUCUUUCGUAAGCAAAGCCCCGAUGAAGAUUUCUUCUUUGACUUGUCGUCAGCGGCAAUUAGAAAUGGCAACGGUAUUACAGGACGCCAGGAAGUGUCGUCACUCUCCGUCUCGGCUGUUUCUCCCCGACAACUUGUACUUCGAAGGAUCACGGCUGUCUGCAUCCUGUUCUGCGUUUUGUUCACUGUGAAAGCGGUAUAUUUGAUCGGCAUAGGCACUGGCUAUAUGGAAUCGGAGGAGUCGCAGGAUCGCACUCCUUUAGUGCGCUACUACUUGUUUUCACGCGCCAGGACAAGGAUUCGUCAUCCCAUCGCCAACGUAUUCGCUCGUCAUCUGCAACCUCGGCAUCCGCUUCUUUGUUUGGCGGUAGCUACUGUUCGAACAACCAACGUGAUAAGCCCUCGACGCCCAAUUAUGCUUACGCGCCUAUUCGUGGUAUUACACCACGUCAACCCUGCCAGGAAGAUGUCAUUCCAAUGCUUUCGGGGUAUCAAUAUCAGGCAACACAACGAGCAUACGGGUCGGCUAGCAGCACAAUAUCGACCUCUACAGCAAACCUCUGCUCAAGCAACAUCAGUGGAGCUUACUUGCUCAACAGCAUUAGUGGAAGUGCAUUUGCCAGUGAAGGCUCCAACACGGACCUAA
This is a messenger RNA of Peronospora belbahrii, 1392 nucleotides long. NCBI's taxonomy places the organism in Eukaryota, Oomycota, Peronosporomycetes, Peronosporales, Peronosporaceae. The record is from the annotation of a GenBank genome assembly.